CUUUGACCAUUUGGGGGGGUUCCACGACUGGCCUGCAGUUCAGCGCCCAGCAUGGCUGGCGAUGGAGGAUUCGGCCCGGUGUGGGGGUCGAUGUGGCAUCCUCCUGUUAGUGGCAUUGACCCUGGUGAUCGGUUCCCUCUACAGCGAUCGGCUGUUUGGGCGAAAUUGGAAUCGCUAUGUCUCCUCCCUGUCUUCCCUGCAGCUGGAUGCUCCCCCGGACAUACCACCCGAAGAGCUCUCGCAGGGUCAGGCCAACGUCUUCAAGCAAGAUGCCACUAUGGCGCCGGGGACAGGUGAUUCCCCCUGGCAGCCUGCUUACGUGGCACUGGCGUCAACGCGGACUUGGUCCACCACGGGACCUCCAACAUCCACAACCUCAUCUUCGCAGCUGCUCUCGGAGAAUCCGCUCUCGGAGCUUCCCACGUUGCCGUCGUGGGUGAACGACCUGGACGUUCCCAGAGGGAAGGUUCCGUGUCCAAGAGAGAUCGGCGUGAAGACCUGGAAUGGCCGAAUAGGAAAUCACUAUUUCCAAGUGAGCCAGGUCAUUGUUUUCGCGUUGCUGUGUGGCAUCUCUGCCGUGAGCUUUCCAGAAGCGAUUCUGAAUCCCAAAGCCUACCAAAGUCAAGUAGGUGUCCUGCUGAUGCCUCAGCGAGUGAUGCUGGAAGGACAAAGUCAUCCCCAGCCACUCUUUGUGCCGAGUUUUUGCCCCAGCAGCUUCAAGUCCAGCAACUGGUACCACCAGCACUGCAACGGCAGCGUGCCGGCUUGGCGUCACUGGCAAGUCAUGCAGCGCUACGUACGGCCCCACUUGGGACAACAGCUCUUGCAGAUCGAAGCAGCGCUCACGACGGCGGAGGAGGACGUGCUCACAGUGCAUUUGCGAGGCGACGAUGUUGGACGGGUUCCGAUGUACGAACUGAGCCAGCCUCCCUGCAGUCUCUACCAACGGAUUCUCCAAGAGCAUCGCUAUCGGCGGGUCAUGCUGAUUUUCUUAGGGAAGCCUGCCUGCCAAUCCUUUUUCGAGCAGAAUCUCAGCAAAGACAUCCAAGUGGAGCGACCGAAGAACAAUUCAGUGACACUCCACUUCGCCAGCCUCAUGCGGGCCAGGCAUCUUUUGGUGUCCUUCUCGAGCUUCUCCCUCUCUGCGGCCCUGCUGAGUAAGACGGUGAAGACACUCUACCGUCGCACGGGUGUGCCCUGGGAAAAGGAUUUGCACGCGCUACUGAACUGCAACAUUUGGCCCGGUGUGAUCAUGUAUGAGUACCAUGCCAGCAUCGUGCCUUUGAACACGCUGCCGCCGGGUGGACCUUCACGAUGGCUCAAACACUUCCCAGGCGACAACUUCACGGGGCCCUUCCUUUGUGAGCAUGGGAAGGACCCUUCCAUUGCUACGCCUCCGACGACUCCAACUUCUCCUUCUUUGCGCGGCCAGACCGGGAUAACAACCUCAGGAGGAGCCUCCACGUCAACUUCACGCGCUCCUAACGACGACAGCGUGACCACCUUCACCACGACCACCACGACCACCACGGCCACCGCGACCAUUCCUGCCGCCAUGGAGGUCCAACUGGACACAGGCAACGUGUCCACCGGACCCGCUUUGCCACCGCUGGGGACGUUGAGCGAUGAACCGCUGCCGCGGACGAAUGUGAAGUGCCCCGAGGAGGUCGUUCUGAGAGAUUGGAACGGCAGGAUUGGAAAUCACUUCUUUCAGAUCAGUCAAGCGAUCGUCUUCGCACUGCUUUGCGGCACACCGAUCGUCACCUUUCCAGCGUUUAUUCCACGCCUCUAUCAAUCACAAGCAGGGAUGCUUCGAAUGCCACAGAGGGUAGUCUUGCAAGGGCUUCCGCUCAAAGCUGGAGGCUCCAUUCCGGAGGCCUGUCCAACAAGAGGCAGCAACUGGUACCACCAGCAUUGUCGUGGCAUUCCUUCGUGGAGACACCGCCAGGUGAUGGCGCAAUUCUUGAGACCCAACUUGGGGGAGAAGCUUUUGAGCGCUGAAACCGCUGUGGAGGAGCACUCCAAGGAGAUGUUGACUGUCCAUCUGAGAGGAGAAGAUAUCCACGUGAAGCCCCAGUACGAGGUUAAUCAGCCUCCAUGUAGCAUGUACAAAAAGAUCUUGUCGGAACACGAGUACCAGAGCGUGAUGGUCGUGCAAGUGGGUACCACUGCUUGUGACGACUACUUCAAGGAGUUGAGAAAAGUCAUAACAGUCCACAAGCCUAAUACAGGCUCAGUGGUGAAAGACUUCGCUCAGCUCAUGCGGGCAAGGAAUCUUGCCCUAUCAUUCUCCAGCUUUGCUUUGUCAGCUGCUUUGCUGAGCAAGGACGUCGAGGUCUUGUACCGUCGCCGGGAUGCCGAAUGGGAGUCCGUGUUGCAUUCCAUCCUGAACUGCAACGUUUGGCCGGGCGUCAAGAUGUACGAGUACAACACCACCAUGGCGCAGCGUGGAAAGCUCCCGAAGGGGCCCAUGGAGUGGUUGAAGAGUGUGGCAGUGGAGGACAUCAGCGGUCCCUUCAUUUGCCAAUAUGGAAGUGAGAUCCGUCCGGCCAUUUGACUUCGUCCGCAUCCGCCGUCCGCGUCCGCCACCCGACGAUACCGACGGCUGACGAAUCGGAGCCUUAAUGGCGCAAGUCUAGAAAAAUGUCUCUCAAGAGUCCAAGAGGCAGUAUUCAAGGGUUGGAAGGAGAGAGAUGGACAACAUCAUUUCGGAAGGUUACAAGGAGGGGCUCAGUAUGGCAGAGCAAAGUUAGACUACAUAGAUUACAUUGCGCCUGUGAAUCUCAAGGGACC
Durusdinium trenchii is the source of this 2793-nucleotide messenger RNA. The record is from the annotation of a GenBank genome assembly. NCBI's taxonomy places the organism in Eukaryota, Dinophyceae, Suessiales, Symbiodiniaceae.